AUGACAGUCAGCUCACUUUGCUUUGGAAAUAUAGACCGUACAGGGUUAACUUCCUACGAGGCGGGGUUUCCCCUCACAUAUAUAGAUCCCCAGACUCCUGUAGCUGAUGCAGAGAGUUUUGGACAGUAUCAAACCGACUUGUUAACCCCACAAGAGAAAUGUGUCCUCAAGCAAUAUAACACUAUGGAAAGUUUGACGAAACUGCAACGAGCGCGGGACCUGGAGGAGAAGCGACAAAAGCUAAAUUUGCAAUUAUCCAACCGCAAAACCAGAUCGUCUCUCUCUAACAUUGCAGAACGAUACCGACAGGAACGCAUACAGACAGCAAGAAAGUACGAAGGUUGUUUAUUACGUAGUCGUGCAUCCUCGCCGGGAGAGGCUGUUUCUGCCCCCGAAAGGCACCCUAUUUCUGAGUCUCAGCCAGAGCCGAUGUCAGAGUGCUCCUUUCGCUCCCCAGCGGCUGGCCCUAGUCCUACGCGGUGGCGGCACGUAGCCACUCUUAACAAGUCAUUAUAUUCGCAUGAAGAUUCAUCUGUAUCAUUGCAGAGCCCGUGCUAUUCUCCAAAGCUGUGCUCCUUACGUACCUAUCAUCACACAUCUCUUCAGCGUGCAAGAAUGAGGCAGAGCAGCGAAACAAAUGGCUCUCUGCUUCACACUCCCGUUGGCCAGCACUCCAAUGACUACAUUUAUGUGAUGAACCAUCUGGCGCCGGAUAUACACUACCAUAGUUGGCGAAGCAAGCACUCUCUGUCUGACGCUGACAACAUCGAAGGAUGUGCUCUACCGGCUCCUCUAUCCGACAAGAUUGCAAAUAAUAGUGCGCUGUCUCCGACCAUGCAUGUCACGCGGAAGCAGGCCAGAUGGAGCUCUCCACAGAAGACGCUACCGAGCACUUCAUCCGUUAGACUACCCCAGUUGGGUAGUAAGCAGCGAAAGCCAUCUUUCUGUCUUAGCCCGAUGCAUCCUGUUGCCCAGAACUUACCGGCAGACAGUGCAGACAUGUUGACAGUGAAGGCAAUUGACCAAGGUGACCUCAGGCUCGAAGAUCUGGCUCUACCCAGUUAA
This is a messenger RNA of Giardia duodenalis, 1065 nucleotides long. RefSeq lists its product as uncharacterized. NCBI's taxonomy places the organism in Eukaryota, Fornicata, Diplomonadida, Hexamitidae. The record is from RefSeq and is a predicted model, not a curated record. The transcript has a single exon. The coding region runs from base 1 to 1065 and encodes 354 amino acids.